GGCAGUUCAACGGCCACUAGCAUGCUUAAGACAUGGUGACGAAAUCGAGAUCUUUAAGUAUAUAAGCCGUCGAUGGCCAAACAAAGCUAUCUUCCUGAGCCGAACAACUACCUCACCUUCUCAUUACAGACUCAUACAUACGCUUCCUAAGCAUAUCCCCAGAGUUCUUCUUCAACUUGUUCACUCAAGUGUUCAAAUUCCUCAGAGUGCAUCAUGGCUCCACCUCAACUCCCAACCCGCAAGCUGGGCAAGAAUGGCCCGGAAAUCACCGCCCUCGGAUUCGGAACCAUGGGCCUCUCAACCUUCUACGGCAAGGUCAAGCCAGACGAGGAGCGAUAUGCCGUGCUGGACCAUGUCUACGAGUCCGGCUGUCUAAACUGGGACACAGCAGACAUGUACGCUGACAGCGAGGACCUCCUGGGGCGCUGGUUCAAGCGCAACCCCGGCAAGCGGGAGAACAUCUUCCUAGCCACCAAGUUCGCAAACUACCAGGACCCGGAAACGGGCGAGUUCAGUAUCCGCAAUGAGCCAGAGUACAUCCAGCAGGCCAUCGACAAGUCUCUCAAGCGCCUGGGUCUUCCCUACGUGGACCUGUACUACUGCCACCGGCUCGACGCCAACCAGCCCAUCGAGACGACGGUCGCCGAGAUGAAGAAGCUCCAGGAUGCGGGCAAGGUCAAGUACCUGGGCCUCAGCGAGUGCAGCGCCGAAAGCCUGCGCAGGGCCUGCAAGGUCGCGCACAUCGACGCGGUCCAGGUCGAGUACUCGCCCUUCUCGCUCGAGAUCGAGUCCAAGGAAAUCGACCUUCUCCGCGUGUGCCGCGAGCUCGGCGUCGCCACCGUUGCCUACUCGCCGCUGGGCCGCGGGUUCCUCACCGGCAGCAUCCGUUCGCCCGAUGACUUUGAGGACACGGACUUCCGCAAGUUUGCUGCGCCGAGGUUCUCCAAGGAGAACUUCCACAAGAACUUGGAGCUUGUCGACAGCCUCAAGUCCACGGCCGAGAGCAAGGGCUGCACUACCUCGCAGCUCGUGCUGGCUUGGUUGAUGGCUCAGGGUGAGGAUAUCAUUCCCAUCCCAGGCACCACGCGCAUCAAGAACUUUGACGAGAACAUUGGCGCGCUGAAGGUUAAACUCUCCAAGGAGGAGGAGCAGAAGAUCAGGGCGGCCAUUGAGAAGGCUGAGGUCAAGGGUGGCAGAUAUCCUGACUUUAUGGCAAAUUCGCUUUAUGUUACGACGAAGCCACUGUAAAGGGCUUUGUCAAGAGCAGGGGGCUUCCCCCGCUUAUCAUUCAUAGCUAGGAAACCAGUCAAUUUUCUCCAUUCGAUAUGCCCUGCUCAGAUUCGUGACAGGUUUCCACAGGACAAAAAGUGUGCCAUGUCGCGGCUAUACUUUAUAUUGUCAAAGUGUGGUUUGGGGCCUCUAAUGGGCUGGAUUUAAAGUUUCAUUAUAGUCAUCCUGAAGUUUACGCAGCCUGACCCUUCAGUUAUAUGGUGGCAUAGCGCCGCACACAUUAUUCUCUUGUCGACAGUAAGCGUGCAAGCGAAAUUUAACCGCAUGAAUUAAUCAACGCAGUUGGCAACCUGAAAGACCGAUGAUGUCGAAAAUCAUGAUGAGCACACCCUGCAAAGCAUGGUGAGCAUCAAUUGACUGUAGGGACCAUGAAGGGAUACAACGCAG
Molecule: messenger RNA, 1677 nt
Organism: Diaporthe batatas
Lineage: Eukaryota; Fungi; Ascomycota; Sordariomycetes; Diaporthales; Diaporthaceae
Exons: 1
Coding region: 214-1248 (344 amino acids)
Cellular component (GO): cytoplasm
Source: RefSeq, a predicted model, not a curated record